AUGUCAAAAACAAAGAAAUGGACCGUCCACGAAAAACGUCCCCAAGAACCAAAGUGGUUUACUCAUAACGGAUAUAUCAAUACUGAUCCUACAAAGAUCAAAAAGAAUGGAGCUGGAAAGAACAAUUGGGGCCAAGAUGGCGAUGAAUCUGAUUUCAUUUUGUUUAAUAAGAAAAGCACUAGUAGAAGAAAUUCUAAUCAUGAUGUUAAUGAAUUGAAAUUGAUGCAAUUGAAUAAUUCAAUUGAUGCCAAAUUUGGUUAA
This is a messenger RNA of Lodderomyces orthopsilosis Co 90-125, 261 nucleotides long. It is a transcript of the gene STF2, whose product is annotated as Stf2p. NCBI's taxonomy places the organism in Eukaryota, Fungi, Ascomycota, Pichiomycetes, Serinales, Debaryomycetaceae. The coding region runs from base 1 to 261 and encodes 86 amino acids. The record is from RefSeq and is a predicted model, not a curated record. The transcript has a single exon.